Monoraphidium neglectum is the source of this 7470-nucleotide messenger RNA. Its product is annotated as Dynein heavy chain 1, axonemal. Gene Ontology annotation, biological process: microtubule-based movement. The record is from RefSeq and is a predicted model, not a curated record. Gene Ontology annotation, cellular component: dynein complex. Lineage: Eukaryota; Viridiplantae; Chlorophyta; Chlorophyceae; Sphaeropleales; Selenastraceae. Gene Ontology annotation, molecular function: ATP binding; dynein intermediate chain binding; minus-end-directed microtubule motor activity. The transcript has 41 exons. The coding region runs from base 1 to 7470 and encodes 2489 amino acids.
AUGGCUUAUGCCGGCGGGCUCGGCGAGCAGCAGGAGCAGCAGCAGCAGCAGCAGCAGCAGCAGCAGCAGCGGGGCCAGGAGGACCCGUACGACUCGGCGGCGGUGCGGGCCCGCACCCAUGCGUGGGAGGGGCUGCUGCAGCGGCUGCAGGAUGCGGGCGGCCAAGAUGGGGAGCUGACAGAGCUCGUGUACCUGAAGCACGCGGCCCCAGCCGCGUUGCCCUUCAACCCGUUUGACCUGGAGGUCGCCACACACAGCGAGCUGGCCCAGCUGGCGAUGUUCAUUACGCUCAGCGCGACGGGCGUGACGCGAGCCACGGCGCGGCCAGGGGCGCCGCCGGCGACAGAGUUCCUCACGUUGGCCCAGUUCAGGCGCGAGGCGCGGCUCCAUGGGCGGCUGAUGCAGCUCCACGUCUUCAGGCGGUUCCGCGAGUGGAAGUCGUUCGCCAUCUGGCGGCGCAGCGUGCACCAGCGCAAAUUGGCAAGCAGCAGCGGCAGCCUCUGCGCGGGCCUGUUUGUACUCCACCCGCACCUGCGCCAGGCGCUCGUGCACGUCAGGGAGGCCUGCCUGGAGGUGGAAGCAAUCCGCCUGCACCGGUUGGAGCCGGCGGCGCCCAUGUCACUCGACGAACUAGUGGAGCUGCACGGCGCAGCAGCCGAGGGGGCAGUUGCAAAGCUUGAGCAGGUGUCGUCGCGGGCGCUAGCAGUAGUGCAGGCCGCAUGCGAGGCGGACCUACAGGCGAUGGAGGCUCAGAUGGCAGCUGCGCCCUCGAAAUCGGCGGCGGGGCUUGCCGGGCCCGGCGGCCAGCAGCAGGCAGCGUCUGCGGUCGCUCCUGCUGCCGCUGCCGCGUUGAGGCGGGCGUCGACAGGGGAUUGCUGCGCUGUAGGCGAGGACAGCGCCGCCGUGUCGUACGCCGUGCAGGCAGCUAGGCGGAGCGAGAAGCGGAGGAUUGCAGGUUUUGUGCGGCUGCUGGACUUCCACAUCGCCGAGGCCCUCAGACGCAUGGUGUUGGGCAGCCUGGCUGACAUGCUGCACGCACUGAUGCAGGCAGCACCCAAGGAGGAGCUUAAGGGGCUCUUUGGCAACCACCUGUACAGCAGCAGCAGCUGCAGCCUCGUCCCUGGCAGUGGCAAACCUGUCCCUGCAGUCACAGCGUCAGCAGCUGGGAGGCAGCAUGCACACCUCACCAGCGCGCUUCGUGAGCCGUCGCAGCAGGAGGAAACUCAGCAGCAGCCAGGCCGGGGUGUGGUGCUGCCGGUGCUGCGCCUCCAGCUGCUGCUGCACGAGGCAUCCGGCAUCCAGCAACGGGACGCGCUGGUGUUUGAGCCCGCAAUCCAUGCGUUUGCAGACGCCCUGGUCAGCGCGCAGAAGCGCAUGCUGGUGGUGGCGCGGCGCGUGCCUCGGCUGCUGCUAGCGCCGCAGCUUCAGGCCGUCAUGGAGGCACCCCCAGGAGGCCUCGCCACCGACCCAGAGGGCCCGCUGCCGGCCAUGCUAGAGUCCGAUGCAACUGCCCUGAGGGAGCUGCUGGCACGUGCAGUGGCUUCCGCCGCCAAGGUGGGGCAGCGGCACGCGGGCAGCAUGGCGCACCUGGCGGCCAUCGUCGGCGCAAACAGGGGCGUCUCGCGUCACGGCUUGGCUUGUGAGGUUGCGGAGGGCCGCAAGGGCCUUGAGGACCUCAGGAGGGAUCUGAAGACCUAUGCCGCGCAGCUGGAGGAGAUUCGACGCCUGCCACCAGUCAGGCAUCUGGGCAUCCUGCAGGUCCACCAGGCCCGCCUGGCCGCCGCCCUGGAGCCCUCCCCCCAGCGCUGCAUCUCCGAGGUGCACUCCCCGCUGCCGGACCUCGCGCGCGCCGCCUGCCGCGCGUUUGUCGCCGACGUCCGGUCGCUCGCCGACGCGGUAGCACGGCCUCCCGGCAGCGCGGAGGAGUUCGUGGCGCACCUCGAGCUCGUGAGGCGGGUGGAGGCGCGGAGGCAGGAGCUGGACAGGCGGCACGAUGAUGUGGUGGCCCAUUACGAGCUCAUGUCAGAGUUUGGGGUUCAGCUGGCGCAGGAGGACAGGGAGGCGGCGGCGGGAUUGGACGGGGAGUUGUGGGCGCUGCGUGACGCCGUGUGGGCGGCGGAGGCCGCCAAGGAGCGGCUGGCGGAGCGCUUCAGGAGGGAGCUGGUUGAGUCCGAGGCUGCCCUGAUGCAGGCGGUCGCGGUCGUCAAGGCGGAGACCAGCAGCGAGGCUCUGCUAUCCGAAAGCCAAGACGCACCUUGCAUGGAGGACGUGACCGCCGACCUGCUGCGCCGCGUCCAGGCGCAGCAGGAGGCGGCCGCACGCAUCAGCGAGCUGCAGGCGCUAUGCGGCGGCGACCCGCCCGCAUGGGAGGCCCUCGGGGAGGUGGCCGCGGAGGUGGAGUUGAAGGCGGCGCUGUGGCGCGGGCUGCGCGAGUGGAACGAGGCGUCGCACGCGUGGGUGGAGCAGAGGCUGUUCGCCCUGGACGUUCCAGGCAUAGAGGAGCAGGUCGAGCGCGCCCACAGCCUCUGCCGCCGCCUGGAGGCCGGCCUGCCGCCCAACCCCGUCGCCGCGGCGCUCCGCGCCGGCGUCUCGAAUUGGCAGCUUGCGCUGCCAGCGGUGACCGCGCUGCGCAACGCCGAUCUCCGGGAGCGCCACUGGGGCGCCAUCGGGGAGCUGUUGGGGGCCGGGCUCGAGAAGAGGGAGGAGAAGGCGCUCUCAGACGUCCUGGCGAUCGGGGCGGUGGACCACAGGGAGCAGCUGGUGCAGAUCAGCUACGAGGCCAGCCAGGAGGCGGCGCUGGAGGGGCUGCUCGACAGGGUGGCGGGCAAGUGGCGCGGCGUCGAGUUUGGCGUGCGUGCCUACCGCGAUGCGAAGGACACCUGGCUGCUGGCCGGCACCGACGACGUCAGCCAGCUGCUGGAGGACUCCCUCAUUGCACUGGCCGCCAUCGCCGCCAGCAGAUACGUCGGGGGCGUCAGGGCCGACGUCGACCGUCUUGACCGCCAGCUGCGCCUGCUGCGCUCGACGCUGGAGGCGUGGCUGGACGUUCAGCGCGGCUGGCUGGCGCUGGAGCCGGUGUUCGCGGCGCCGGACAUACAGCGACAGCUGCCCGCCGAGGCGCGCGCCUUCGCGCAGGUCAGUUGGCUGGAGGCCCUGGCCAAGUGUGGCGCCACCCUUGAGGAGGUGAACAAGGCGCUGGAGGACUACCUUGAGGCCAAGAGGACGGCGUUCCCCAGGCUCUAUUUCCUGUCCAACGAGGAGCUUCUGGACAUUCUGGCGCAGGCGAAGAACCCAGCAGCAGUGCAACCACACAUCAACAAGUGCUUUGAGGGCGUCCGCGCCCUCGACUUUGCGUCCGGCGCCUCCCCAGAGGCCGCCGCGCCGCCCCAGGCGCCGGCAGCCGCGCUGGGGCCGGGGGCGGGGGCGGCCACAGCUGCGGUGCAUGGCGUGCGGCCGGCGCCGGAGGUGGUGGGGCUGCUGAGCCCUGAAGGGGAGCGCCUGGCCUUUGGGAAGGCCGUCAAGGCCAGGGGCCUGGUGGAGAGCUGGCUGGGCGCCGUGGAGGGCGGCAUGCGCUUGGCGCUCAAGGCCGAGGCGCGCCGCUGCGUGCGCGAAUACGCCCAGCUGCCAGGGAUGGCGAUUGUGGGCGAAGCCUCCCUCGGCCCGGAGGUGUCCUCUGGCCUCGCCAGUGGCUGGGUAGGAGGCACUGUCAGCGAGCCUGGGGUCCGCAGCGGCGGCGGCGGCGGCGGCAUGAGCGCAGCGGGCGGCCAGGCUCGGCAGGGCCGCGAAGAGCUGCAGGCUGGUGGAUGGGGGCUGAUGUCGCGCGGCCAGUGGGCGCUGCACCAGCCGGCUCAGCUGGCAAUCGUCAUUUCCAACGUUUUCUGGUGCCACGCUGCGGAGGCGGCGCUGGAGGCGGCUGCGGCCGGGGACGUCACGCGCGGGGCCGCGGCUGGGGCAUCGCUCGGGGACCUCGAGCGGCGGUGCGGAGAGCAGCUGGAGGACAUGAUUCGGCUCGUGAGGGGCGGGCUGACGGAGCUGCAGCGGAGGUCCGCCGUGGCGCUCAUCACCAUCGACGUGCACAACCGAGACGUGGCCCGCCACCUGGCCGAGGCGCGCGCGGCGUCGCCGGCCGACUUUGCGUGGCAGGCGCGGCUGCGGUAUGAGUUUGAUCGCGACACGGACAUGGUGGUGGUGCGCCACGUCAGCGCCAGGUUUGACUAUGCCUACGAGUACUUGGGGGCCCAGCCGCGCCUGGUGGUGACGCCCACGACAGACAGGUGCUACCUCACGCUCACGGGGGCGCUGCGCCUGCGGCUGGGCGGCGCCCCGGCAGGUCCCGCAGGCACUGGCAAGACCGAGACGGUCAAGGACCUUGGGAAGGCCCUGGGGGCGCAGGUGGUCGUAUUCAACUGCGCAGAGCACCUGGAUCACAGGCACGCAUGCGCGGGGGCGGUGCUGUUGCCUGUGGGGAUGCAGCUGUUCAUGGCCAAGUUCUUCAGGGGGCUGGCCCAAGCAGGGGCGUGGGCCUGCUUUGACGAAUUCAACCGCAUCAACGUGGAGGUGCUGUCCGUCGUCGCGCAGCAGCUGCACGCGCUGCAGUCCGCGCUGCGCACCUGCGCGGAGCGCGUAGUGUUUGAGGGCCGCGAGAUGCGCGUGCUGCCGGGGUGCGGCGUGUUUGUGACGAUGAACCCCGGCUACGCCGGCCGCACAGAACUGCCAGACAACCUGAAGGCCCUGUUCCGACCCGUGGCGAUGGUGGCCCCUGACUGCGCCCUGGUGGCGGAGGUGACGCUGUUUGCCGAGGGGUUCAGCGACGCCCGCCGCCUGGCCGGCAAGAUGACGGCGCUCUACCGCAUCGCGGAGGAGCAGCUCUCCAGACAGGACCACUACGACUUUGGCAUGAGGGCCCUCAAGAGCGUCCUGCUGAUGGCUGGCGCCGCCAAGCGCGCCGCACCAGACAGCGAUGACGAGGACGCGGUGCUCAUCGCCGCCAUGCGGGAUGCCAACCUCCCAAAGCUGACGUCAGAGGAUGGUGUGCUGUUCGAGUCAAUCAUAUCAGACCUCUUCCCGGCGGCCGCCCCGCCCGCGCUGCGCGCCGGCGAGCUGCGGCGCGCGCUGGCGGCGGCGCUGUUGUCCCGCGGGCUGCAGGCGGCCGAGGGGCUGGUGGUGAAGGCCGUGCAGCUGAGGGAGACGCUGGGCGUGAGGUUUGGCGUCAUGAUCGUCGGGCAAGCAGGGAGCGGCAAGACAACCUGCCACGAGGCCCUGCAGGCAGCUCUGAACCUGCUGCAUGGACCCAAGUACUCGCUGCCGGAGGCGCAGCCCUCCCCUCAGCACCACAACCAGCUCUCGGGCGGCGCGGACGAGGCGCCGCCGCUCAGGUCUGCUGUCGAGGUUGUGCUGCUCAACCCCAAGAGCUUGGAGCUGGCAGAAUUGUACGGCAGCUACAACCCCUCGACCGGCGAGUGGCGGGACGGCCUCGCCUCUGCAGUCGUGCGGAGCGCAACGGCGGCGGCUGCAGCAGCCGCUGCAGCGGGCGUGGAGGGGCAGCAGGACUGGGUGGUGUUUGAUGGGCCAGUGGACGCGCUUUGGAUUGAGAGCAUGAACACAGUGCUCGACGACAACUGCAUGCUCUGCCUGCCCAAUGGGGAGCGCAUCCGCCUUGAUCCACGGCGCAUGCGGAUGCUGUUCGAGGUGGAGGGCCUGCAGCACGCGUCACCCGCAACAGUCAGCAGGUGCGGCAUGGUCUACAUGCCGCCCGGCGCCGUCGGGUGGCGACCCUUCGCCCGCAGCUGGCUGCAGGCGCUCCCCCUCAAAGCGGCCACCACCGACGAUGCGGGCUGCGACCCUGACCAGCGUGUGUCGGGUUGGCAGCCGCAGGGGAGCGAAGCCGUGGGCGAGGCCGUACCUCCUACCGACUGCGCUGCUGAGGAUCCCCCAUCUACACCGCCGCAGCCUCGUCAGCAGGAGGACGGGUGCGGCCCUGCGGGGCCACAGCUGGAGCCAGUCCAGGAGUUCCUGUGGUCGCUGCUCGACGCGUGGGUCGACCCGCUGCUGGCGUGGGUGCGCGCGCGCGGCAAGGAGGCCGUCGCGACGGUCGAUGUGGGCUUGGUGCAGGCGGCGGCGACGCUGCUCGGGCGCUUGCUGGAGACCGAGGGGCGGCACUGCCUGGAGACGGGGCCGCUCACAGAUGCCCAGCGGGUAUCCCUGCAGUACAUGACCGCCUACGCCGUCGUCUGGGGCCUGGGAGGCAACCUCGACGCGGCCAGCCGCGACAGCUUUGACCAGGCCGCCAGGAAGCUGCUGAACGGCUCCGCCAACUACCCUGCGGGCGCGGGCACCGUGUUUGACUACCGGCUGGAUGUCAAGAGGUCGGCCUUUGUGCGCUGGGAGGACUGCCUGCCGCCCUUCCACUACGACACCGUGGCCCCCUUCUCAUCCAUUUUCGUGCCCACCGCCGACACCGAAAAGUACGGCGCCAUGCUGCGCAGCUGCCUGGAAGCCGGCCGCCCCGCCCUGCUGGUCGGCGACAGCGGCGCUGGAAAGAGCACAAUCGUGGCAAGCCAGCUGGAGUUGAUGGCCCGGGGCUUCGACGCCGGCGGGGGCUGCGGCGGCCAGGACGGCGGCGGCAGGGGUGUUGCGACGGCGCUGCUGGCUUGCUCGGCGCUGACGGGCUGCGGGACGGUGCAGGGGCUGCUGCAGUCAAAGCUGGCGAAGCGCAGCGGCAGGCUGGAGCCCCUGGAGCCUGGCAAGCAGCUGGUGCUGUUUGUGGACGACAUCAACCUGCCAGCCAGGGAGCAGCAUGGCGCUCAGUCCCUCGCGUGGUGGCCCACCUCGCCCCUCGCCGUGGCCGCCGCCUGCGGCCCGCCCGGCGGCGGCCGCCAGCCGAUGAGCGCGCGGCUGACGCGCCACUUUGUGCAGCUGGCGGUGCCGCCUCCGGGGGAGGCGGGCGUCGGGCGGGUGUGCACGGCGAUCCUGGGCGGAUUCCUUGAGGCUCACUUCACUCCAGACGUCACCAGCCGCAUGCUGGAGCCGCUGGUGGCGGCGAGCGUGGAGGUGUUCCGGCGCGUGUCCUCCUGCCUGCUGCCCACGCCCAGCCGCAGCCACUACGUCUUCAGCCUCAGGGACGUCGGCAAGGCGCUGCAGGGCAUGACCCAGGUCCGGCCCGCGCAGUGCGGCGCCAACGUGCGAUCGGCGCUGCAGCGCCUGUGGCUGCACGAGCACCUGCGCGUCUACGGGGACCGCCUGGUGGACGGCGGCGACGCGGCGUGGCUGCGGGGGGCGCUGCUGGACGUGAUGCGCGCGCGGUUCGACUGCCGCCAGGAGUACGCCGAGCUGUUUGACCCGGAUAAGGAGGUCAUUUUCGGUGACUUCCUGAAACCGGGCGCGCCGCGCGACCAGCGGCCGUACGAGGAGCUACCCUCCGACCCGGCCCGGCUCGCGCGGCUGCUAGAGACAUACCAGGUGAAACGAUAA